Molecule: messenger RNA, 4181 nt
Organism: Scophthalmus maximus (turbot)
Lineage: Eukaryota; Metazoa; Chordata; Actinopteri; Pleuronectiformes; Scophthalmidae
Gene: htr1d
Product: 5-hydroxytryptamine (serotonin) receptor 1D, G protein-coupled
Exons: 2
Coding region: 1445-2599 (384 amino acids)
Biological process (GO): smooth muscle contraction; regulation of behavior; G protein-coupled receptor signaling pathway, coupled to cyclic nucleotide second messenger
Cellular component (GO): dendrite; plasma membrane
Molecular function (GO): neurotransmitter receptor activity; G protein-coupled serotonin receptor activity
Source: RefSeq, a predicted model, not a curated record
ACGCCCAUUUGAGUGCAACUAGUUACCCGUCGACGUCUCUCUGAUCUCCCCCGGGGCGGAAUGGGUCGCACCGGCACCGGGAAGCCCCCGCGUCUCUCACCGGGGGUCUCACCGUCGCCGGAGACGAGCCACGACGAGUUGCGUCCCGACGCGUCGGAUGGGGGUUCCUCUGGUUCGGACACUUGUUCACACUUGUCAUGAUUGAACUCUGGAGAGAAGGCGCCCGCUUUUUGCAGCGACUGUUGUCAAGUCGCUGCACACCCGGGUAAAUAAACACGAGUCGUGGCUGGUUGUAGCCGGACAACCGAGAAUGGUCGCUCGCCUCUCCUGUCGGCCGAGACGCGAAGUGGUCUCGGCACUUGCAGUGGUGACACCUACAGGAGCUGCCUGCCACUGUGAUUCGAGGCGCGCGUAAAGGAAGGACACAGCUGCCGGGAUUCCCUGACUGAUGUUGUGCUGGACUUUCUUUCUUUUUCUAAGUGAGAUGGAGGGGGGGAAUCACCAAACGACAGGAAAACAACGGGUGAAACUGCUGCCGAGGAAACUGCAUGAAAGUCAGACACAAUCGUCUUAUCUGUACGGUAACUACAACUGAGGGUUUAUCUGAAAGACAACGCUGGGAAGAGGAAAAAAAAAAGCCAACGCACAAGCAUUUAACACAGGGAACCUGAAGAAGAUGAAAAAAGAAAAUCGCAGAUUGCUGAUCAUGGCAUUUUAGCUUAUACAUACCUGCCAAAAACCACAUGGAGACCGACAGUUAUCUACAAGCAGACUGGAGAACUAGAAUAUUUCUGGUUUUGAUGGCGAUGAUGUAAUUGUCCGGUUCUGGCUGUCCAGCAUCAUCAAAAGACACAAGGCUCAAUACAAGCCUCAAUUGAGAAGGCUUCCCGCAGACUUCGGAAAAGAUAAGAGUGACAACAAGCAAACCUGUGUAUCUGUCGUCAUCAUCUUCCUACAUGCAGCUCCCUGCUUGGCUUUAUUAAAGAGGAGGAGCCCAUUAAAGCAUUUGAUAGAUAGGAAGGUUUGGUGUGAUGGUCUUGUUGCCGGCUGGCUGCUGGUUGGAGAUGAGAUAAGAGCACUGGGAGGAGAGAGAAGAAGUGACUAUCUGACGGGAGCUGAAUACAAAUUAUGAGUCGUCUCUCCUGCAAAUACACCGGUUGAGGCGACUUAAGAGAAGAGCGAAAUGGACAAAUUAGUAGUUUUGAAUCUCAAGGGCGUGUGAACCGUUUUGCUGGAGGAGGAUAUGACUUCACAUUGCAAUACACAGGAUGGGAAAUGAAGGAAACUUUGAUCUUAGUUUCUGAACGGAGGAUCAAAGAAAACCUCUGGUACUUUCUACAGUGCCGCAUCAGAGCACAGCCUUCCUCAGUGCUAUGUCUUAUAUUUUAGUGAUGAGGCUUUAAAACCUUCUAGGAGAAAGGUUUUAAAAGGAGCCACAGGUGAGAUGGAGCUGGAUAACAGCUCACUGGACUACUUCACCAGCAACUUCACAGAGAUUCCUGACCGCACCUCCCCUCGACCCUGGAGCGCGGCCACGCUGCUCGGCCUGCAGGUCUCCCUGUCUGCGCUGUUGGCCAUCGUCACCUUGGCCACCGUGCUCUCCAAUGCCUUUGUCAUCGCCACCAUCUUUCUGACCAGGAAGCUCCACACACCCGCCAACUUCCUGAUUGGCUCCCUGGCCGUCACAGACCUGCUCGUGUCUAUUUUGGUCAUGCCAAUUAGCAUCGUCUACACCGUCAGCAAAACGUGGUCCCUGGGGCAGAUUGUUUGCGACAUCUGGCUGUCGUCCGAUAUCACCUUCUGCACUGCCUCCAUCUUGCACCUGUGUGUGAUCGCACUGGACCGAUACUGGGCCAUCACGGAUGCUCUGGAGUACUCUAAACGGCGCACCAUGCGCCGGGCAGGGAUCAUGGUUGGGGUGGUGUGGGUGAUCUCCAUAUCAAUUUCCAUGCCUCCUCUUUUCUGGCGGCAGGCCAAAGCCCACGAGGAGCUGACUGAGUGUAUGGUGAACACGGAUCAGAUCUCUUACACCCUAUACUCCACCUUCGGCGCCUUCUACGUUCCCACAGUGCUUCUCAUCAUCCUGUACGGACGGAUCUAUGUUGCUGCUCGCUCCCGCAUCUUUAAGACACCGUCGUCCUCGGGGAAACGUUUCACCACAGCGCAGCUCAUCCAGACCUCUGCCGGCUCCUCUCUCUGUUCUCUUAAUUCUGCCUCCAACCAGGAAGCACACCUACACUCUGACAGCACGGCAGGUGGCGGAGGAGGGGGAGGAUCGCCUCUCUUCAUGAACAUGGUGAAAGUGAAGCUGGCCGACAGCGUGGUGGAGAGGAAGCGUCUGUGUGCAGCCCGGGAGAGGAAAGCAACCAAGACUUUGGGCAUCAUCCUGGGCGCGUUCAUCAUCUGCUGGCUUCCGUUCUUUAUCGGCACGCUCGUCAUGGCCAUAUGUAAAGAGUGCUGGUUUGAUCCGGUGCUUUUUGACAUAUUUACCUGGCUUGGAUACCUGAACUCCCUCAUCAAUCCCGUAAUCUACACCGUGUUCAAUGAUGAGUUUAAACAGGCUUUCCAAAAACUCAUCAAAUUCAGACGAUGCUCCUGAAAAACCUUACGUUGGAUUAAAACUGAUGUCUCAAGGCAAACAAGGAGUGAAAUACAGAGAAUAAGAAGAUAAUGGAUAAUAAUGAAAAUACUGUGCACUUAGAUGUCCCAUCUUGUAAACACAUGCUGUGUGCGAGACGUUUUUUUUGUUUUGUUGAUCAAACAGCUUCAUGCCAUUGCUCUUUAGAUACAAACAGUAUAUCUAUAACAUAGACUUGUGCAUGCAUGCUUAAAUAGAUUUAAAAAAUCUUUUUUUCCCGAGGAUUAUGGAACUGAUCUUAAAUAGAUAAAUUAAGGAGAUUUAAUAUGUCUAUUUCAUGUCACAGGGACAUUGCUGAUAUUUCAAAAGCAAAGGUUUAAAACAAAGACUGUUGCGACUGUAUGGGAAGAGACAACUCAGAGUGACUGGAUUCAAUCCAGUGGAAAUGAAAAGCCAUGAGAUUUACAUGUAUGUUGUCUUAAUCUCUGUGUCUGUACACUGCUGCUCCCAUAUAAUGUUCCUGUGCUACAGUAAAGAACCUAAAGAUUCAAACCUCCAGGGAUUUACUAAAAAUGUCUCUAUGUAUGCAAUUAUACUUGAAAGCGGUGUGUGCGUGUGUGUGCGUGUGUGUGUGUGUGCGUGUGUGUGUGUGUGUGUGUGUGUGUGUAUACACGAGUUGUCAAACGUUAGUUACUUUACUGUAAUAUAUGCGUGUUUGAGGAAGUGAGGAUUGUCAAGUGUUUGACAUUUAUGCUUGCUGUUCUCCACCGAGGCUUGUCUCGUCAUUACAGAGACAGAAAUGGAAACAGAAUUUUCCCUCUGCCUCUGAAUAUUUAGCAUCACCCUGUGCCAUAGCAACAAAUACACCCUUGCAAAAUAAAUUCAAUCUUAUGAAAUGAUACGCUCGAACAAAAUGGACCAAUGGUGACAGACGAGCUGAGCACUGAGGGCAAAUUCAGAGUAAAUGUUUUUGUUUUCUUAAGGUAAAUGUUUGUUUUACCUUAAGGUGAAUGAUGCAACAUACUUGCCGGAAAAGCUGAGUCACUUAAUGUGAAAAUGAUGACAACAAAUAUGACAAUGGAUAAUUUCAGUGUUUCGUCGGAGCAUCUUCAUGAAACUGCUGUCUGUCAUUUUAUUCUUCGAUCGGUAUGUUCAUUCCUGACAACUUAAGGUUUACAAGUUUAAAAAAUACACAGAUCCCUUUGUGGGUUGCUGUGGGGGAAAAAUAGACACUGUAAAUGAAAGAGUUGUCAAUAAACAAGCUUGACUUGAUAAAGACACAUCGGCCACCAUGCUACUGUCAAUUAUAUCUGCAAAUAUCAUGCAGUGAUCAUCAUGUGACCAGUCACCUGAGACUUAAUGCCACUUGUUACUAUUUGAACCAAUUCAACCAUUCUUGGCAAUUCUUCAAUACGGAAGCAGAAUGUAGAAGAUCAAGUGAAAGAAAAUAACCUUGUUGGUAGUGAGAGGGGAUUUUGCGACCACAGUUCUGACGGGGAGAAAGUUGACGACUGGACGACCUGGAAAUGAUUGGUUCUGAUUCUUUGUCCAAUCCACUAUAAUGUGGAAAUUAUGAAGUUCCCAUUAAAAACUAAAAACUAUG